Molecule: messenger RNA, 3998 nt
Organism: Manacus vitellinus (golden-collared manakin)
Lineage: Eukaryota; Metazoa; Chordata; Aves; Passeriformes; Pipridae
Gene: CLPX
Product: caseinolytic mitochondrial matrix peptidase chaperone subunit
Exons: 15
Coding region: 1-2214 (737 amino acids)
Biological process (GO): protein catabolic process; protein folding; proteolysis
Cellular component (GO): mitochondrial matrix
Molecular function (GO): protein dimerization activity; ATP binding; ATP-dependent protein folding chaperone
Source: RefSeq, a predicted model, not a curated record
AUGAGGACCGGGAUUUCCCCCCCAGCCCCGCGCGCGCCGGCCGGGGGCACGCGCCGGCCGCCGCUUCCGGGUGCGCCCGCGCCCCCCAACGUGACUCCCGGUGGGCGGGGCGGGGGCGGGGGCGGGGCCUGGGGCUCUCGCGUCGCCAUCGCCGCCGGGGCCGGCUGCCUGCGGGCCUCCGCGGCGCGCGAUGGCCGCUGGGAGCUGCAGUCCCGCGGUGACGCGCUAGGCCGUGUCACGGAGGCGGGAGGGGGGGGAGUUACCGGGGCGGGCGGCGCCGCCAGCGAGGCCUUGUCGGCGGCGGGGGGAGCGCGCGCUCGCCAUGUCCUGCCACAGCUGCGCCCGCCGCCGCCCGCCUGCUCGGCUCCACGCUGCCUCCGCGCCGCCAGAGGUAUUACGUGUGGUCGUACACGCAUCCCUGUUUUAGGAAAACUUGGGACUUUUGAAACUUGUUCCCUAAAACGAAUUCCUCUUAGGAACUUUUCAGAAACACCAGCAUAUUUUGCUUCAAAGGAUGGUGCGAGCAAAGAUGGUUCUGGAGAUGGAAACAAGAAAUCUGUUGGAGAGGGUGGGAGUAAAAAGUCAAGCUCUGGAAACUCUGGGAAAGGAGGGAACCAGCUGCGCUGCCCGAAAUGUGGUGACUUGUGCACACAUGUGGAGACCUUUGUGUCUUCCACCCGUUUUGUGAAGUGUGAGAAGUGUCACCACUUUUUUGUUGUACUGUCAGAGGCAGACACAAAAAAGAGCAUCAUCAAAGAGCCUGAGUCAGCAGCAGAAGCUGUGAAAUUGGCAUUCCAGCAGAAGCCACCACCCCCACCGAAAAAGAUUUACAACUACCUCGACAAAUACGUUGUUGGUCAGUGUUUUGCCAAGAAGGUGCUUUCAGUUGCUGUGUAUAAUCAUUACAAGAGGAUCUACAAUAAUAUCCCAGCUAACCUGAGGCAGCAAGCAGAAGUUGAAAAGCAGACUUCUUUAACUCCAAGAGAAUUAGAAAUCAGAAGACGGGAGGAUGAGUACAGAUUUACAAAACUGCUGCAGAUUGCUGGAAUCAGUCCCCAUGGGAAUGCUUUGGGAGCAUCAAUGCAACAACAAAUGAACCAGCAGAUACCUCAGGAAAAACGGGGAGGAGAAGUACUAGAUUCACCCAACGACGACAUAAAACUUGAAAAAAGUAAUAUUUUGCUACUUGGACCAACUGGAUCAGGUAAAACCUUGCUGGCUCAGACUCUGGCUAAAUGCCUGGAUGUACCCUUUGCUAUCUGUGAUUGUACUACCUUGACCCAGGCUGGCUAUGUUGGGGAAGACAUUGAAUCUGUCAUUGCAAAACUCCUGCAAGAUGCCAACUACAACGUAGAAAAAGCCCAGCAGGGAAUUGUCUUUCUGGAUGAAGUAGAUAAGAUUGGCAGCGUCCCUGGUAUUCAUCAGUUACGAGAUGUUGGAGGAGAAGGUGUUCAACAGGGCUUGUUAAAAUUACUUGAAGGCACAAUAGUAAAUGUUCCAGAAAAGAAUUCUCGUAAACUCCGCGGAGAAACGGUGCAGGUCGACACAACAAACAUCCUCUUCGUAGCUUCUGGUGCUUUUAAUGGUCUUGACAGAAUUAUCAGCAGGAGGAAAAAUGAAAAAUAUCUAGGAUUUGGGACACCAUCUAACAUGGGGAAAGGCAGAAGGGCUGCAGCAGCGGCUGAUCUUGCCAACAUAAGUGGGGAGUCAGAUCCACAGGAAGAUAUUGAGGAGAAAGAUCGCCUGCUGCGCCAUGUGGAAGCCAGAGAUCUCAUAGAGUUUGGCAUGAUUCCUGAAUUUGUGGGACGUUUGCCUGUGGUGGUUCCUCUGCACAGCCUGGAUGAGAAAACCCUCGUACGGAUUCUCACGGAGCCCCGGAACGCUGUGGUCCCUCAGUACCAGGCUCUGUUCAGCAUGGACAAGUGUGAAUUAAAUGUAACUGAGGAUGCACUGAAGGCUAUAGCCAGACUGGCCCUGGACAGAAAAACUGGUGCCAGAGGUCUUCGAUCUAUAAUGGAAAAGCUGCUGCUGGAGCCCAUGUUUGAAGUGCCCAAUUCUGACAUCGUUUGUGUGGAAGUUGACAAAGAUGUUGUAGAAGGCAAAAAAGAGCCAGGAUACAUUAGGGCUCCCACUAAAGAGUCAUCCGAGGAGGAAUACGACUCUGGUGUGGAGGAGGAAGGCUGGCCCCGACAGGCAGAUGCUGCAAACCAUUAAACACUGUCAGAAUGGUCACCUGCAUAAAGCUCGCUGGGUUCUUUCCUUACGAUUGCCUCUGGAUUCAGGCUGAUCCUAAAGGACUGGAUCUGUCUCAGAUACGAUACGUGAUGAGGAACUUUAUCAGCUAAAUCAGAUCGUGUAUCUUAUUGCAGCAUCACCUUGAUUUGAUGGACAGUGUGGACUGGGAUGGCAUAAUGCUCAAAUAUGAAUUGUAUAUUACACUUGUUCAAUUAAAAUGUAUAGCAAAUACAGCAGCACCUGCACUGCUCUUGGCAGAAACUAAACCAGCAGCACAGGUGCUGCCAAUACUUAGAUUUUACAAUAAUGUUACUCUACAAAUGGGAAAUCAAAAUUAAUAAUUAGUAGAGGGUGAGUAAACUAUCUUAGCUCCUCGUACGGCUCACAGGGGUUUGUUUGGGUCAGUGUUAGAUUCCUGCUGGUGUUUGAAACCCAACGGGUGCUGGAGUGACUUGUUACAUUGGUGGGGGAGGAAGCCCUUUUGGAAAAACUGGGACACACUUUAUGACACUGCUGGGAGAUUCUGCUAAAAUGUGACACUGGUUUGUUACAGUAAUUUAAAUAUCCAAUAAUACCGUUCACGUCUCCAUUGGGAGUUAAGCUUUAGUCACCUUGGAUACUGUGAGAGAAGGUGAAGUCAGUAAUUUGCUAAUUCUCCAGAGGGGUCAACGAGGUUCCUCGGAACAAGCAGUAAAACCAUCUGAAUUUGGACGAGAAGUCGCCAUAAAUUUUUAAAUAUUAAUGUUCUAAUAUAGUACAUUUUGUUUAACGUAUUGGAACUAUCAUGCAUCAAUUUUUUGGUGCCAGCUAUUUGCCCAACCUAUCUUAUAAUGUUAAGAGAUGAAAAAAGUAAAUGUAUAAUAUUUUUGCUGUAAUCAGUAGUGAUUGUUCACAGGAUACAGUGCUUUUUAAGUUAUAUUCUCAAAUGCUAGUAUUGCAUCUUGUGGGUUUGUCUUUGAUUUUUAGUCUCACAGCAAAGAGAUUCUCCCUCUUCUGUUCUCCACCAAAAUGAAUUCAAUCCUUUAGGAAAGUCUUUGUAAAAACACUAAAGGACCUGUAUGUUUUUGAUUUGUUUCAGGAAUUAAAAUUGUCGCUUACAACUUUGUUUUGUCCUUUGGUGAUAACGUGGACUUGAGUUUCCCUAAAAUUUUAACUCACACUAUUUAAAUAAAACUUUCAUCCUUCUUUUCAGUCUAGUGAAUGGUUUAGGACAGGAAAGGAUACCGAAAAUCUAUUGACCCUGUUUUUGUUGUUAAUUUUUGUCAUGUAAAUUUUAUGUACUGCUCGUUCUUCCCUAGCAGCAGUGUGACAUGCAGCUGUAGCCAGGUGCAACAGAUACUUCCCUUAGGAUUUCAGGGUUUUUUAGGUUAAAUGACCCACUAAUGGUUCAGAAAAAGCUGCAUUUGGAUUUGAGGAUAUUUCUAGAAGCUUAGUCCCCCCAAAAUGGGAAUCUGUGGUGAAUUAUCUGUAACUGCAUCCUCACUUUCCUUUUUGUAGAGUGAAAAAAUAUAACAGCUUUUAAUUCUGAAUCCUUUAACUCAAAUCCUUUUUUAAACAGAUUGAAAAAAAAAACAAAACAAAACAAACAAAAAAAAAAAACCAACCCACGACAUUUUAGGUGAAACUGUUCAACAACUUAGUUUUGAAAGUUGUUUGGAAUUCUGUAACCCAAGAACUGUUUUUAAGGAAAACAAAAAUGCCGUGUAACUACAGUUUGUACUUCACCUCUGGCGUUUGAAUAAAAGCGAAUAUUCAAGCAGCGA